Pyricularia grisea is the source of this 2359-nucleotide messenger RNA. RefSeq lists its product as uncharacterized. The coding region runs from base 16 to 738 and encodes 240 amino acids. Gene Ontology annotation, molecular function: NAD(P)HX epimerase activity. The record is from RefSeq and is a predicted model, not a curated record. The transcript has 7 exons. Gene Ontology annotation, cellular component: mitochondrion. NCBI's taxonomy places the organism in Eukaryota, Fungi, Ascomycota, Sordariomycetes, Magnaporthales, Pyriculariaceae.
ACAUUUGCAAUCACCAUGGCCCUUAAGACCCUCUCCGCAAAGGCAGCCACUGCUCUUGAUCAGGAGCUCAUGAGCACCUGCGCCUUCUCACUCGACCAGUUAAUGGAGCUUGCUGGACUCUCUGUCUCACAAGCUGUGUUUAAAGUCCACCCACCUGCCCGAGGACGCCGCAUCCUCGUUGCUUGUGGACCUGGAAACAAUGGUGGCGAUGGUCUUGUUGCUGCUAGACACCUUCGACACUAUGGAUACCAACCAUCUGUCUACUACCCCAAACGAGGCAAAAAUGAACUCUACCAGCGUCUGACAAAGCAGCUAGAGGACCUCGAGGUCCCCUUCGUGGAUGACUUUGGUGUUGCCCUAAGCGCAUCCGAUCAUGUGGUGGACGCCAUAUUUGGUUUCAGCUUCUCUGGUGAAGUUCGUGAGCCAUUCCCAGCUGUUAUCUGGGCUUUGGCAGAGACAAAGGUCCCAGUGACCUCGGUUGAUGCGCCCUCGUCGUGGGAUAUCGAGCAUGGCCCUCCAGAGCCUGGGCAUGUUGGGUCCAACUUUAUUCCUGCAGUCCUAGUCAGCCUCACCGCGCCAAAGCCUCUGGCCAAACACUUCAAAGGCCGUCAUUUUGUCGGUGGCAGGUUUGUCACGCCGGCGAUCGCGAAAAAAUACAACCUCGACUUGCCCGACUAUGACGGGCUCGAUCAGAUCGCCGAGGUUGCAGCAGGCAGCGCCAGCCCCGAAAAACUUUGAAGUUGUUGCACUACGGGUGCUCGGUGAGGUGUCGUUGUAUUCUGAGAUUCGCCCAGCCGCUCGUUUGGAACCAAGGGCCGCAGCUUUAUUCAUUGUCACCGUACGCCCAUCGCUCUGUCGUCUGCAUGUGCCAAUUCCAUUGUCUUCAUAUAACUGCACAACCUCCCGUACGGCUGUUUGGGCACACGGGGCUUGGACAUUUCCCAUUGUCCAUCUCGGUGAGUUCGACCUUUGUCCCAUUCGCGCACUCGAGCAGCGGGGGAUGGAAGUCAUGACAAAAUGCGACGUAUACCAAGUACUCUUUCCCACAGACAGGGCAUUCAGCAGUGUGCUCAGUGCACAUCUAGGCCGGCCAGUAGGACCGCCUGACGAGACCGUCGAACGGGCCUGAGGAACUUCGUGGUUCGGGUUUGUCUCGUUGAUUCGGUUGCCAAUAGGCACGAAAAGGGUUCAGGUCUGAUUGAAAAAUGGACCCGAGCUUUGAACAUCCACGAUUCGUCAACUUUUUUUGGUUGGCGAUUUUGCGAUAACAGAACAGGUGUAAUGCGAUCCAAAAUGUGGACAGCGCUCUUGUCGAAGUUUUUGGGCUCUGCGUUAGAUGUUAUAUUUCCUCUGAGCAGACAAGGACUUGAUGGUGAUGUGUCUUCAGAUCGAUGAUGGAAGCGUGGCGUUGGGCGAAUACCAGACGCCAGGAACAAUAUCUCCGGAUGGACCCGCCGGCCGCUCACCCAAACUCUUCCAACGUUCGGCCUGCUGCAGGGGACGCUGUCGACGACGAUUGUGGGGGGUAGCCGGAGUUAUUUGCGGGCAGGCUUCGGGUCAGGCCGCUUCAGCCGACUUUUAACUUUUUCAAACUUACUGGCUUGUGCUGGACCCUGCCCUUUUGUUCUCUUGUUAUAAGCGAGAGUGCUCGUAGCUAGGGUUGUUUUGUAGGUGCGCAUCAGACACCGUCCAUCUGAGGCACCGCGGCAAAGAAGCUGUGGCGAAGUCGCACUCGCAGCAUGGCCUAGCGUACCGACGCAAUGGUGACAGGCUUGACUUUGGGGGUGGGUUGUGACAGCGAACCAAAUUGAUGGGCGGCCCUCGACGAUGCAACACAAGCUUGGGUGGUGCAGACCACUGCUUAAGUUGGGAAAAGAACUAUAAAGCCAGGCAAGGGAGCCCCUUCACCUUCCCAACUACAGUAGUUCCUUUAACCCUCUUUUCUGUUUAAGCAAGUGUGGCGCGUGUCCGUGAGGAAGGGAAAAAAAAGCUGCUACUCCCCUCUUCACCCGCCCAGAUUAUGCUCUCUCUGGGGACUACCCGCCGCUCGACUGGGCUUUGUGUGGUGGCGCUUGCGUGCGUUAUUGCACUCGCAACAACGCCCAGGGCCCGGAGCAAAUGCUCCUGAAUUCCCCUGACAUGGCCCCGCCACCCGACAGGAAAAAUCGGGGCCUGACAGGUCUAGCCUUCUUCUACUGGAAGAACAGCAGAGGCGUUUCGCAAACAUGCCAAAGAUGGAUCUUUUUUGCGUUUGUGAAUAAGGGCUAUGUACUCGGAAGGGUUCACUUCAACCGUGUGGCAUAGGAUGAACAAAUUGCAAAUGGGGCGCUUUUUUUUUCUUUUUUUCUUUUUUUUUUUU